Betta splendens (Siamese fighting fish) is the source of this 3128-nucleotide messenger RNA. RefSeq names its product solute carrier family 40 member 1. Gene Ontology annotation, molecular function: iron ion transmembrane transporter activity. The coding region runs from base 103 to 1881 and encodes 592 amino acids. Lineage: Eukaryota; Metazoa; Chordata; Actinopteri; Anabantiformes; Osphronemidae. Gene Ontology annotation, biological process: iron ion transmembrane transport. Gene Ontology annotation, cellular component: membrane. The transcript is spliced from 4 exons. The record is from RefSeq and is a predicted model, not a curated record.
GGAGCAGUAGAUAAGGCAUCAAAGCACAGAUGGCAGCGGGGUGGUGAACGUGCUGCAGCUCCGUGAUGCACCACGGCGUUUUAUGUUAACCAGGGGGACCGCAUGUGGCACUUCGCUAUCUCCGUCUUCCUGAUCGAGCUGUACGGACGCAACCUGCUGCUGACUGCGGUCUUCGGCCUGGUGGUGGCCGGCUCGGUGCUCCUGCUGGGGGCCCUGAUUGGAGACUGGGUCGAUCGCAACCCCCGGAAUAAAGUUGCACAUGCGUCUCUUUUCAUUCAGAACAUCUCGGUGACGGUGUGCAGCAUCGUGCUCAUGUUGGUGUUCUCGUACAAGCAAAGGAUCGAGCAGAUCUGGGACGGGUGGCUUACUGUGGUUUGUUAUACGGUGGUGAUCAUCCUGGCAGAUGUGGCAAACCUCGCAAGCACAGCGCUGACCAUCGCCAUACAGAGGGACUGGAUUGUGGUCAUCACAGGCUACAACCGGGGUCACCUGGCCGGUGAGGAUUGCAUUCCAGGGUGGGGUCAUGGGUCGUGGUGGAGCGGCUCAUUAACCUCUGUGUCUCUCAUCCGCACAAAAGGAAUGAAUGCCACCAUGAGGCGCAUAGAUCAGGUGACGAACAUCCUGGCCCCACUGGCGGUGGGGCAGGUCAUGACCUUGGCCUCCAACGUAGUUGGGUGUGGCUUCAUCCUGGGCUGGAACCUCGUGUCUCUUAUUGUGGAGUUCUUCUUUUUGUCACGGGUCUAUCGCAUCGUCCCGGCCCUUUCGGUCAAGCCGCCGGCCGUGGAGGUGGAUCAGGUGUAUCUGCAGAGGAUGGAGAGGAGACACUCGGUCGAAGAGAACGUCGAGCAACCUCAGCCUCUGACGGAAGGAAACUGUCACGCCAGCCUGCAUCUGAAAGAAAUCACCAACCUGCCGCUGUGUUUCCGGAAGUUCCGCUGGCUGGUGAGCACCUGUAAGGACGGCUGGAGGGCCUACUACCGGCAGCCGGUCUUCCUGGCAGGAAUGGGCCUGGCCUUCCUCUACACCACAGUGCUGGGCUUCGACUGCAUCACCACUGGCUACGCCUAUACUCAGGGAAUAAGCGGCUCGCUCCUUAGUUUGCUCAUGGGCGUGUCGGCGAUCACCGGGCUCAUGGGCACCGUGAUGUUCACCAGACUCAGGAAGACGUACGGCCUGGUCAACACAGGCAUCAUCUCCAGCUGCCUCCACCUGGGCUGCUUGCUGCUGUGUGUGUGCUCUGUCUUUGCCCCCGGGAGCCCUAUGGAUCUCAGCCUGUUGAUGCCCUACAUCACCUUCAACUCCUCCGUUGAGUUUGGCGGGAUGGCCAGCCAAAGGCAAAAACACACCAAUCCCCUGAGGGGAGGCAGCAACCAGCCGCUGCUGCCGGACCGCUCCUCCAUUCACUGGACCAAUAACACCGUGCUUUUUGACAACGUGCCCUCUGGCACAGCACCAGAGUCUUACAUCUCCAUUAUCCUGCUGUUUCUAGGCGUUAUCACAGCACGAAUAGGUGAGCGAACCAAGAGCACAUAUGUGUUAACAUGCAUGAAAUAUUUAGCAUUUGUUCUAACAGGUCGCUUGUGUUGCAGGCCUCUGGUCCUUCGACCUGACCGUGACCCAGCUUCUGCAGGAGAACAUCUGCGAGUCGGAGAGGGGCGUGGUCAACGGUGUGCAAAGCUCCAUGAACUACCUGAUGGACCUGCUCCACUUCAUCAUGGUGAUCUCCGCUCCGCAGCCGCAGCACUUCGGCAUCCUGGUCAUCAUCUCGGUCCUGUUCAUCACCACCGGACACACCAUGUACUUCCUGUACGCGCACAAAGCCAAGAAAAAACACCGCCUCGACACAUAAGGAGCGAACGCGGCCCACACCUCCAGGCGUGAGACGCUCACCAGCACCGACUCCACUCUGCACCUGUGAAAUGAAUGUCUCCCUCCCUCCCGUUCCUCUCACUCCACUCCCGAUUUAGCCAUUCAUUUCAGCACCACACAGCAAGCGCCUGUCCCACCUCUGCCGCUUUCCAGAACUCAGGUCAAGUAGAGUGGGAGACACGACCUCUCGUCAUCUACACAUGUUGAGGUGGCUACAGUAAAUGCAGCAAGGAUGCCUUCAGGGGAAGUGUCCACAUCCAAGGUCCAACAGGACACCAAGGUAACUGCUCAGGCACCAGCACGUGCCUUUGCACACGCCGUAGGAUUACUGCAAGACCUUCAUCAAACAAGCCGGUAAUAGACAUAGCUUUUUGGACAGGAGGGUGGAUGGAAGGAAACAUGUUUAAGACUUUACUCAGUGACGAACUGGUGUUGUGAGGAAAACUUAUGUGAUGCGUGAAAUUACAAAAAAAAAAGACAACAGUAUUUUGACAAGUGGCAUUGAUGUGACUGAUCCGUCCACUUGGAAAUAUUCCAGGAUGUCCAAAAAGGAACAUAAAGGGAACUGGAUGUGAGACUGUUUGAUUAAAAACUAAAUCAGAAAGGCAGCCCCUUUAAUGGACAGAAGUACUUCCUUCCCCUGGUUUGUUUCUCUGUGGAUGAAUCAAGCCAACACUUGCCUUUCUUGUGUGUAUGUAAACCUGGCUUAUGGACAACAACAGCAAAACCAUUUCCAAUCUUCAGUACAGACUAUUUUAUUCUAUUUGCUUGUGUAUUUUGAUAAAUAAAACUAAUUUCUUAUCUUCCCAUAUAAAGUGUGAGAUUAAUAGUUUUUUUUAGAAAUCCAAGAGGAAACCAAUCUUCACUUUGUAACAUGUUUGCCAUUGUUAACUACAUACGAAUGUUGAUAUUGUAUUACACGCUGCUUUAUUCUUUUACAGUUCAGAUGAACUAAACAUUACCUUACCUCAACUAAGUAGGAGACUCAUGGGAAUGGGACUUGAGAACUACCCUCAGCUGCUCUAUGUUUUCAAAUCUCCUUCAUGUACAGUGGAAACAACAAUGGUUAACUUUUUUGUCAUACAACCAGCAACACAUGAAUAUAUUUGUAUGAUCUUCCUGUGAAAUUUGAUUAUUGUAUGUUGUCUUAAUUCUUCUCAGACUGACAACUGUGAUAAUAAAGAUGACUGAAGAGGCUCUUUCCCUAGUUCCUUGCAAACAUAAUAAUACCAACAAAUAUAAAGAAAUGUGUCAAAUAA